GUACAGUCGUACUACGACUCCCAGAACGUUAACCGAACCAGGUAGAGGUGUUGAAAGCGUGGAGCAAAAAGGGCUCGGAGUUCGUUAUAUACACUUUCGCCUCUCCACACCCCAAAUACCAUAUCCUCUGCCCGCUGCCUGCGCAAGCCCAACCUACCGCUGCACACUGCUCACCAGUCACCACAGCACAACUGAGAGAGUGGAGAAGCGGAAAUCAGUGGAGGCUGCGAGAAGAGAAGAGAAGAGAAGCGAAGGGAGCACACGCGCGGCAGGGCUUGGGGCUCGCCAUAUGCUGCUCUAGCAGCAGCAGUUGAGCGAAGGGAAUAAUUAAUGGCGGCCGUGGUGGCGGCCGUGGAGGCCGGGGUGGUGGCGGUGGCGAGCGGGCGGAGCAGCAAGCUGGUGCGGAGCCUCUACUGGCGCCUGCGCGCCGGGAUCCGCCGCCUGAAGUCGCCGGACCGGCGGCGCAGGUGGCGCGGGCGGGAGCGCUUCAGCUUCCACUACGACGCGCUCAGCUACGCCCUCAACUUCGACGAAGGCCGCGCUGGCGCAGACUUCGCCCUAGUAUGAUACGUAUUGGCGUAGCUAGGGGAGGGAUUUGUGUGCGUGUGCUUCGUGGUGCUUUUUAAUUAGGAGAGAUCGAAGAUCGAGCUGCUAUUUCUUUUGGAGGCGAACUGGAUUGAAGAACAAUCUCCGAUUCUCUGUAGCUAGCUAGCUCUGGCCUAGUACUGUGCUAACGCUUUCUUGUUGCUUGGAAUUGGAACGCCAUCAUUUGCAGGGGUCGUUCUUCUUUACAUAAUUGCAUUUGGUGCUUGCUGUUCGUAUACAGAGGCUGCACA
This is a messenger RNA of Brachypodium distachyon (stiff brome), 836 nucleotides long. RefSeq lists its product as uncharacterized. The record is from RefSeq and is a predicted model, not a curated record. The transcript has a single exon. Lineage: Eukaryota; Viridiplantae; Streptophyta; Magnoliopsida; Poales; Poaceae. The coding region runs from base 331 to 567 and encodes 78 amino acids.